Messenger RNA from Dibothriocephalus latus, 762 nucleotides. The record is from the annotation of a GenBank genome assembly. NCBI's taxonomy places the organism in Eukaryota, Metazoa, Platyhelminthes, Cestoda, Diphyllobothriidea, Diphyllobothriidae.
AUGGCAGUGGAUGUGGCAGCUAUCGCGAAACAAUCGGAUCAACUGCAUGACGAGGUUAAACUCAUAGAAGACUAUGAUUUACUUAAAAAAUAUUAUCAAAAUGGUGGUGUCGAACUCCAAUGGCGUUUUGCCCAAGCUUGUCGUGCGAGAAGUAAGUCUUCCAUAUUUUCCCCUUUAACGUGUAUAGUUUUCAAUGACGCGAAGGGUGACAAACACAAAAUUAAAGAGCUAACAGCAGAAGGGUUGGAAGCAGCAAAACUCGCCGUUGAGUCAAAUGAUAAAAAUGCGGAUGCUCACAUGGUUUGGCUCGGUAUCUUCUACGAUCAAGAGGGGCAACUCUCAGGAAUAAAUAAAAGGAUAGAAAAUGCAUUCAAAGUCAGGGAGGAAUUUGAGAAAGCUAUUGAGCUUGACCCCAAGGACGCUGGUCCAUAUCACUGCAUGGGCGUUUGGUGUCACGAAGUUGCAAGUUUGGGCAAAAUUGAAAGGGCAUUCGCUACUGCCUUCUUCCGCAAGCCCCCGGAAUCGUCUUAUGAAGACGCGAUAAAAAACUUCGAGAAAUCAAUUGAGUUAUGGCCAAUGAGAUAUUGUGACAGUUAUGCGAGGCUUGCGGAAUGCUAUGCUAAAUUGAAGGAUAAGGAAAAUACGAAGAAGUAUGCGGAUAUCGUACUUGCUUGGAAACGAGGCGACGACGAAGCCAAAGAAGUAAGUUUUCGAUUAAAUUUCACUAAAUUUUGCAGGCGCAGAAGAGAGUUGCGAAGCUAA